CACGGUGUUUAAUCCAAAACAUGAAGCAGUUCAAUGGCACGUACGGCUGUCCGUGGUGUUUACACAAAGGUGUCAGGAUUGAAAAAGGCAGGGGCUCUGUCAAUGCGUACCAUUAUGAAUCUUCACCGUCACCCUUACGCUCAGCAGUACAGACUGUGAGAGAUUGCACGGAGGCAGUAGAAAAUGAUGCACCUGUUCACGGUAUUAAGGGGCCAUCAGAACUUAUGUUGAUGCAGUUAUUUGACUGUGUAAUGGGAUACUGCAUUGAUUAUUUGCACUGUGUUCUUUUAGGAGUUACAAGAUGCUUUGUUGGCCUCUGGUUUGACAGCAGACAUCAUGUACAAACCUACUAUAUCGGUAGACAGGUGAAUACUGUGGAUGAGAAACUGCUCAGCAUUAAACCACCAAACGCUAUUACACGUGCUCCUCGAUCAAUUGCGAAAACAAGAGCUCACUGGAAAGGAUCAGAGUAUAUGAACUGGCUGUUGUACUACAGUCAACCCUGUCUUACAGGGGUUUUGCCUAGGGAGUAUCUGCUACAUUGGGUACUUAUUGUGCAUUCUAUGCCUAUCCUGUUAUCAAAGAGCAUUUCACCUGAAGACUUGCAGAAUGCCACUAUCAGGAUCCACAAAUUUGUUCUCUUUACAGAGGUGUUGUAUGGAAGGGAGAACAUGACAUUUAAUAUACAUCAGCUAAUUCAUAUACCUGACUGUGUAAAGAACUGGGGCCUCUCUGGCGAUAUUCAACAUUUUUGUUUGAAUCAAACAAUGGAUUGCUGUUAAAGUUUGCACACGAAACUCAAGGUGUUCCGUUACAGAUUGUAAAUACAUUCACUGUGUU
Messenger RNA from Priapulus caudatus, 840 nucleotides. RefSeq lists its product as uncharacterized. Lineage: Eukaryota; Metazoa; Priapulida; Priapulimorpha; Priapulimorphida; Priapulidae. The transcript has a single exon. Bases 21 to 782 code for a protein of 253 amino acids. The record is from RefSeq and is a predicted model, not a curated record.